AUGGCCGACCACCAUCGCCAUCAGCCGCGACCAUCAACCAGACGGGAAGUACUUGGACCGGGCGAGUCUCGCGCCAACAUCGACUCUUCUACACGCAGAAGCACGCGGCCCUCGAAAGCGCCCGAAGUGUCUUCGCCUGCAUCUCUCCCACACAACACAUCACUCACUGCUAAUGGCACCUUGGAUGUACGCACAAGCAGUCCCACCGCCUCAUCACCGCGUCAGACCCACCUCUCUUCGGCCGCGCCGGAGUCCCAGCGAGCCAGCAAACGUUAUUCAGAGAUAUCAAAUUGUACAACUGGUUCCGGAUCCGGUCGCAAGAGCUACGUUGGUCGAUGGCAACUAGGAAAGACAAUCGGCCAGGGAGGCUGCUCAACUGUUCGCCUGGUCAGACACAGGGACACUGGCCAGAUCGGUGCCGCAAAAAUCAUCUCCAGGAAGAUGGCUGAAACAGUUCGUGCGCAGAGUUUGGCCAAUCUAGCAGAGAUGCCCGACAAGUCACUCCAGGAUCUUGUUGCCGCCGGCAAGGCAAUGCCACCCCCUCCCCCAGGUCUUUUGCGUGAAAUUGCCAUCAUGAAACUACUCGAUCACUCCAACAUUGUUCGCCUGUACGAUGUCUGGGAGAACCACAACGAGCUCUACUUGAUCAUGGAAUACGUCGAGGGCGGAGAACUGUUCCACUACAUCGAAGAGUGUCGUGGCCUUGGAGAAGGAGAAAGUGUGUACAUUUUCCGUCAGAUUGUCGCUGCACUGCUUUACUGCCACCGCAUGCACAUCCAUCACAGAGACCUCAAGCCCGAGAAUAUCCUGCUGGAUCGCGAGAACAUCCAAGUCAAGCUGGUCGAUUUUGGUAUGGCCGCUUUGCAGCCAGAGGGCAAAAAGCUGACUACGGCAUGUGGCAGUCCCCACUAUGCUGCGCCCGAAGUCAUCAAGAGCAGACCCUACGAUGGCGCGCGAGCAGAUGUGUGGAGUUGCGGUGUCAUUCUAUAUGUCAUGCUCACUGGAAUGACCCCUUUCAACUACGACCAAGACAGGAAUCUUGGUGUCAUGUACAGAGCCAUUGCUGAGGCUGACUACUACAUGCCUCCAGAACUCAGUCGCGAUGCUCAAGAUCUGCUGCGCAAGAUCUUUGUACCAGACCCUCGUCGUCGUAUCACUAUGGAACAGAUCUGGGAGCAUCCUUUGCUACAUAAGUUUGAUGAGGAGUGGGGAUACACAGGACCACUUGCAUCGAAGGAAGCAUGGGUUGGACCAUCUCCAAUUCUCGAAGACUGGACCGUGACGCGCGAAUCCGAGGUUGACAAGGAAAUCCUUCGCAACAUGCGUACUUUGUGGCACAGUGUGCCUCAAUCCGUCCUCGUCAAGAAGCUCGUCAGCAACGAACCGAAUCAAGAGAAACUCUUCUACGCCGCUCUCUUGAAGCACCGCGAAGAUCACCUCGAAAACUAUCUCGGAGGCGCAGAUGCCAUCAGCUACUCUGCCAGUGACUACCAACACAAUACUAAUGAGCUCAAGGAUCAAGCUCCCAUGCCUAAUCAGAAGCAGCACUCGCAAUCUCAAUACUCUAUCAUGAACGAUGAGCAUCUUCGUACACCACAAGCCGGUGAUGAGAACCUGCCAUCUGACGGCAGUUACGACCCAUACCGAUCUUCGCGUUACCAAACCACACCCAACGGUACGCCAUACACCAAGGUCACUGUUCACCGCAGAGGCGAGAUUAGCUCGCACAAACAUAAGAGAAAGGUUAGCUUCUCUCAUCACCGCAAGAGCUCGCAAACCGCCGUCAGCACCAGCGCUCGCUUUACUCCAGAGCUCCAGGCCAAAGCUAGAUUCUCUCAACUCAUGCACGGAAGUCCCACUCCUGAUGCGAACAGCCCCUCUUGUCGCGUAGACAACGCUAUUCGAUCGAGAAAAGAGAAGUCGGUCACGCCUGCCCCUCGCACGCGACCACGUAAGAACUCGACAGGUGCAUUGAAGACGGAUAUCCGCAAGGCCAGCAGUGAGCUCGAACAGGCUUGCGAAGAAGCCUUCAACCGCUGUUCUUUCAGCUCAAGCGUGUUCACAACGGCAUCAGUGACCGAAAAGGCUGGCUACGAGACUCCUCCAUCAUCCGUCUCUAAGAGGGAUUCUGCUAGCUCAAUCAAGGAGCACGCCGCGCCUCGCCCUCUGCCUGCUCUCCCCACAGAUACACCCAAUACCUUUAUCACACGCACACUCGAAGAAACCCGCCACAAGCUUGCAGCACGAAGCGCAUCCGAAGGGAAUGAUGGCUCUGCCAAGAUCGAACAAGUCCUAGCCAACCUUGACAGAAUCAUGCCUGGCGACAAGCGUGCUGUUUCAGCUCCUGACCACCAUGUGAUGGACAACAGAGCACCUCUGCCAGUCAUAAGCGAAGAAGGCAGACCUGAAGGCUCUCAGGGUCGCCCUAGCACAGCCCACAGAUACAGAUCCGUCACGGCUCCGAUACCAGAGAAGACGGUCCGUAUGGUUCAGCCUUCGUCGCCCGUGUCACCCGCAAGUCCAUACAACUGGCGUUCUGUCGAGCAGCCAACCUCGCAGAACUCUCAAAACACUGUCGUCGACAGGACUCGUCUAACCGUACCCACGGCCGACCCUCGUAUGGUUCGCAAGAAGAGCAGCGACAGCGAUGUACCAUUGAGCCAGAUCUCUUCCCAAGGAUCUCAAGAAGGUACAGUCAAGAAGAAGUCUUCUUGGUUCCGUAAGUGGAAGGAACCCUCUGUCACCACUACUGAUGACAGCCAUCUUCGCCCUCGUUCGCCAAUGCCUUGGAACGAAAGUGCCGGUCAAUCCAACAAGCCUAGCGUGCUCAACCGGGACAAUCGCCCUCCCCAUCUGGACUUGACUAGCGCUCAGGUGCCUGCGCCCAAAUCUUCUUCGAGCAGCGAGUUCCCGAUGCGCCGUGAAAGCAAGGGAUUCAGCAAAUGGUUCGGCAGAAAGAAGGACUCGGAGAAAUGUAGGCUUACAAUUCUGUCUCCCCCCUCUGCUGCCACGUUUACCGGUCCGCUCAGUCCUUUCUCGACAGGUCCGCUUUCACCUCUACCUCCGACUACUCCUACCUCAGCUGGUGGCGAUAACGGGACACGUUCUUGGUUCUCCCGAUUCCUCCGUCUACGACCUGAAGUCCGUACCUUGGCCUUCAAUGUUCCACGUACCCGAGCAAGAACAGAAUUGGUCCGCAUGCUGCGCGAGUGGCAGCGACACGGUAUCAAAGAUUUGACAUACUUCCCUCAGGACAACGCAAUUACGGCAAGCAUCGAUAAAGUCAACUCCUUGGGCAUCAAGCCGGUCACAUUCAGGAUCGAGUUAUUCGUUGUGCUCAAGAAUGGCAGAAAAGCUGGCCUCUCGUUGGCGAGAUGUUCGCAAAUGCGUGGUGCAGCGAGUUCGUUCCGAAAAGUUAUCGAAGUUCUGGAGCAGGUUGGCAGAGACCGUGGCUUGCUUGUUGAUGAUGAAAGCCAAUGGAACGAACUCUGUGGCAUCUUGGCCUGA
Aureobasidium namibiae CBS 147.97 is the source of this 3507-nucleotide messenger RNA. Its product is annotated as Pkinase-domain-containing protein. The transcript is spliced from 3 exons. The record is from RefSeq and is a predicted model, not a curated record. Gene Ontology annotation, molecular function: ATP binding; protein serine/threonine kinase activity. Gene Ontology annotation, cellular component: cytoplasm. Gene Ontology annotation, biological process: protein phosphorylation; intracellular signal transduction. Bases 1 to 3507 code for a protein of 1168 amino acids. Lineage: Eukaryota; Fungi; Ascomycota; Dothideomycetes; Dothideales; Saccotheciaceae.